This is a messenger RNA of Dreissena polymorpha, 1982 nucleotides long. Its product is annotated as PHD finger-like domain-containing protein 5A. NCBI's taxonomy places the organism in Eukaryota, Metazoa, Mollusca, Bivalvia, Myida, Dreissenidae. The record is from RefSeq and is a predicted model, not a curated record. Bases 67 to 399 code for a protein of 110 amino acids. Gene Ontology annotation, cellular component: U12-type spliceosomal complex; precatalytic spliceosome; catalytic step 2 spliceosome. Gene Ontology annotation, biological process: mRNA splicing, via spliceosome. The transcript has 4 exons.
UUCGUCUACUUGUAACCAACAAUUAUAGUCGAUGACGAUUUAUUUACUUCGUAAUUAAAUUCAAACAUGGCGAAGCAUCACCCGGAUUUAAUAUUUUGCCGAAAACAACCCGGUGUUGCCAUUGGCAGACUUUGUGAAAAAUGUGAUGGGAAGUGUGUUAUCUGUGACUCGUAUGUGCGCCCUUCUACGCUGGUGCGUAUCUGUGACGAAUGCAACUACGGCUCGUACCAAGGUCGCUGCGUCAUCUGUGGAGGACCAGGCGUGUCAGAUGCAUACUACUGUAAAGAGUGCACCAUCAUGGAGAAAGAUAGAGAUGGGUGUCCAAAAAUUGUGAAUCUUGGUAGUGCAAAAACAGACUUGUUCUAUGAAAGAAAGAAGUAUGGAUUCAAGAAAAGAUGAACGGAUGCACAAACCUCACAGUUUGACUGGAGCACAAACGAUUAACAUUUAGAACUGGUGGUCUUUCUUGAACAUCCUUUACCAUUUUACCAGUUGUACAUACUAUGAACCGUCUCAUUACCACACCAAAUAACAGAAGUGGUGUCUUAAAGAAGUCAUCAUACCAUUUAGCAUAUGCCUCACUUCACAUCAUUUUGUUCCAGAUUUUAAAUAAUAUGUUUUACAAUUACUCUUUGAUUUAUACUGUUUUUAAGAUACACUUCAACACCGUUAUUUCGAAGUCGUCGGGACCGUUAAAAAAACUUCGGAUUAACGAUAAUUCGAAAUAAACAUUUUACAGAAGACUUCUUUGAUUCUGUAAAAAUACAACAUUAUGGAAUUCGCAUGGUUCGGUUACACGCUUACUUAAAAGCGUAAACUAGUCGGAUAACAAUAGAUUUCACUUGUAACAAACGGAGGAAUAAAACGAAUCUUUUUCUUGUUUUUAAUUUUGUCUAAUUACAGAACAUAUAAAAUAUAACGAAUAGAACAAAUUAUCAGACAUACAUAUAUAUGAAUACAUUUUCGGAAAUGAAUUAAUAUUUUUUGUAACUAAUACGCGAUGUCUCUCUUAACUCCGGCGUUCGCACAGACGACAAAGGUGUAAUUAUCGGCUUUUGACGCACCACGACAAAGGUGUGAAAAUACACUCAGUAGUUUGCAGUUUUGACUUCGGAUUAAAGAUUGAAAAUUUGGUGCGAAUUAUAGUGUUGGGACCGACUGAAUCACUUCGAAAUAACGAUUUCUUCGGUUUAACGAAGUUCGGAUUAACAAUGAAAUUUUACAUUAAACAAAGAAGACCCAAAAUCGGGACCCAAAAAAUACUUCGAAAUAACGGUGACUUCGGAUUAUCGGUGUUCGAAAUAACGGUGUUGAAGUGUAUGUAAAUCAAGUUUAUUUUGUUGAAAAUAAUACAUGUAUAUAAAAUGCAAAAAUAUGUGUCUAAAAAUUAUUUUGCAUAAUGUUUGGUUCCAAUAAAUAUUUUAUUAAGAUUUUUAACCAGGUUUUCCGAAGGAAAAAACUGGUUAUUAGAUUGGCGAAUGUCGGCGGGUGGGCUGGCGGGCGGGUGGAACAAGCUUGUCUGGGCCAUAACUUUGUCAUUCAUUGUGAGAUUUUAAAAUCAUUGGGCACAUUUGUUCACCAUCAUUAGACGGUGUGUCGCGUGAAAUAAUUACUUCGAUAUCUCCAAGGUCAAGGUCACACUUUGAGUUCAAAGGUCAAAAAUGGCCAUUAAUGAGCUUGUCCGAGCCAUAACUAUGUCAUUCAUUGUGAGAUUUUAAAAUCAUUUGACACAUUUGUUCACCAUCAUUGGACGUUGUGUCACACAAAAGAAUUACGUCAAUAUCUUCACGGUCAAGGUCGCCACGACUAAAAAUAGAUUUAUUUUCAAACAAGGGGGGUAACUUUGAACAAUCAGUUUAAUUUGAGUUGUCUCCCUUUAUCAUAUUUUUUUUUUUCAAAUUGAAAACCUGGUUUUGUGACAAUUUUGUCCCUUGUUCAGUUAUGUAUCAGAAUAAUGCUACAAAUAUAUAGUAUUGAAACAA